Prunus armeniaca (apricot) is the source of this 1380-nucleotide messenger RNA. Lineage: Eukaryota; Viridiplantae; Streptophyta; Magnoliopsida; Rosales; Rosaceae. The record is from the annotation of a GenBank genome assembly.
AUGCUAGAUCUCAACCUCAGCUUCGUCUGCAACGACGUCGUCUCCAGCUCCGACAACAACCUUCUUCACCUUCCCGCUACCACCUCCCCAAUCCAGAGCUCAGCCAGCUUCAACUCCUCCUCCAACCUCACCGCCGCCGGCGACGACGAAGACUCGUCCACCCUCAACUUCCUCUCCCCAAACGACGUCGCUGCAGAAGACAACGCUCACUGUGAUGCUCGGACCAUCCAGCUCUUCCCGCUCACGCAAUCCGUACUCUCUUCUUCUUCGUCGUCAUCGUCUUCGAGAAAGCAGUGGCUGGGACUAUCGUCCAAUUCCGGAUUGGAGGUGGAGCCGAGCUACUAUGCUCCUGCGGAGCAGAUCGUGCCCUUGCAGCAGAAAGUGAAGAAGAGCCGGAGAGGACCCAGGUCUCGGAGCUCUCAGUAUCGGGGCGUUACGUUCUAUCGGAGAACUGGGAGAUGGGAAUCUCAUAUUUGGGAUUGCGGGAAACAGGUGUACUUGGGAGGAUUUGACACUGCCCAUGCUGCAGCUAGGGCAUAUGAUCGAGCUGCGAUCAAGUUCCGUGGAACUGAAGCUGAUAUUAAUUUCAAUGUUAGUGAUUAUGAAGACGAUAUUAAGCAGAUGAGCAAUUUUACAAAGGAAGAGUUUGUCCAUAUCCUGCGUCGCCAGAGCACCGGAUUCUCUAGAGGAAGCUCAAAAUACAGGGGAGUCACGUUGCACAAAUGUGGCCGCUGGGAAGCUCGUAUGGGCCAGUUUCUGGGCAAGAAGGCAUAUGACAAGGCUGCCAUCAAAUGCAAUGGAAGAGAAGCAGUCACCAACUUUGAGCCAAACUCAUAUGAUGGUCAGAUAAUGUCUGAGGCCCACAAUGGAGGCAGUGACAAAAGUCUUGAUCUGAACUUGGGAAUUGCUCCCCCUUUGGUUUCUGAGCUCCAAAAGAACAACAGCAAUUUCAGCAGCUUCCCUGUUCAGCUAGGCUGCGAUGAUAUUCCUAUUCACAUGAGAACAAGGAAUGAGAACUCUGCUCCAGCACCUAUGAGGGCUCAACUGUCUCAUGGCUCAAUGGUGGCGUCUGAGCAGCCUCCUAUAAUGAGCAACAUAAAUUCCAAUUUCUUUCCCAUGCAAGUGGAAAGAGCAACGGAAAAGAGAAUGGAUGUUAACUCCUUCCCAAAUUGGGCAUGGCAACUCCAAGGCCUUAAUGGUGGAGCAACUCCAAUGCCACUCUUCUCUGCUGCAGCAUCAUCAGGAUUCCCUUCUUCAACAGCCACUUCACCACCAGCUGCUGUCAAUCAACUUCAUUUUCCUAACACAACUAUUCUCCACCACCAUUUUUCACCAUCGACAGUCACCAACAACAUACCCGGUUUCUAUUGCAGGAGCUGA